GCGAAUGGGAGGGACCAGAAGUCUUCGCAGCUUUGUCACUGCCUCGAGCAUGUUAUCUGCUGGAAUUGGUGUGAUCUCUCCCAUACCCGUCCGGCGUUCUAUCUCCUCUGCUAAAGGGAAAGAGAAGAUGAUAGCCGAUCGUGAUUCGGCGGAGCAAACCCGCAAAAAGCGCAAAGGAAAUGAUGGCGAUCACCUGAUCCCGAUCGACCAUGUGGUUGACUUGACCGGGCCGGAGGUUGAGCCCAAAAGAUCAGUGCCUGCCAACAAACAAACUCCGGUUCUUACUGCCACACCGAUCGAUGAUCGGAUGUUUGUUGAGUUCUCAAAUAUGGGGCCCAGAUCGGAAGGGAGGUAUCUAUUCGGGUUGAUGCCAUCUUCUAUGUGGUGUCAUACUGCGAUCAAAGUUCCCCCGAGCUUCACUAACUUGACUCACUGGUCGGACCUUUUCGAAGCAGGUCACCAGGAAGCACUCAAGGUACAUUUCAGUCCGACCCAUACCUUUCUAUUACUCAUGCUUUACCUUUUCUGACUUUCAUUGUAACCUUGUUUUCAGGCUGGCGUGUACUAUCACAAAGCCUUUCUUGCUGCUGAGAAGGAGAUGAAAGCCCUGGCCAAUGAUCGGGAUGACGGCCAGGUCCUUCUUUCCGCCGCUCGGAAGUUAGCGACCGACCUCCAGGAGCAGGCCAAAGAGGGUGAGAAGGCAAAAGCUGCCCUGGCCGAGAUGCAGGAGACGUCCCGUCGUCGCGACCGGGAGCUCAAAGAACUCCGGGCCAAGGUGCGGGCUGCUGAAUCUGCUGGCAUUAAAUUUGAUAAGGC
Cuscuta europaea is the source of this 816-nucleotide messenger RNA. Lineage: Eukaryota; Viridiplantae; Streptophyta; Magnoliopsida; Solanales; Convolvulaceae. The record is from the annotation of a GenBank genome assembly.